AUGAAUGAUGGCAUCAACAAACUAACAUCUGUGGAAAGUGAAUAUUUGGAAAAGAGCGGGAAAAAAAGAAGACAGAAAAUAUCUAUAUCCUAUGAUGAUAUAUCUAUGCAUUGUGAAGUGGCCCCUGAACAAAAUGGGGAAUCUAUAGUACUAGAGGCAAUGAAUUCGAAUAAGGAUUUUAUUUACAAAAAUGAAAAUGUAAAUAGCAACAAAAAGGGAGAAAUUGAGAACUCUACAUGUGUAGACAAUAGUGAAGAAGAUCAUGCAAAUCGAGAAAUAGAGGAAGAAGAUUAUGAAACAAUGGAGGUAAUAAAACAGCUGAGUUCUAUUCAUAUAGAAUCUGAUACGGAUGAUUCUGUGGGUGGGGACAAAGUGGCUUAUAAUAAAAAGGAUAAUUCUCCCAAAAAAAGAAACAGAAAAAAAAGAGGAAAAAACAAAAUUACACAUUUUUAUGAUAAUUCAGACGUUGAAUGUGUGGAAGACGCAGUCGUGUAUGACGAAUCCAAGGACACGGAAUUUCCCGAUUUGCAAGAACUCUUUACAGAAUAUAAUGAAAAGUAUUUUUUUAAUAAAUUGCAAACGGUACAAGUGAAGUGGAGUAAUAAAAUGAAGUUGUGUGCGGGGAUAUGUGUAUUUAAGAAAUCAGGCUAUUGUUGCAUUCGCUUGUCGCUCCCACUUUUAAAGCUGAGGAAAAUAAAAGAAUACAGGGAAACCUUACUACACGAAAUGAUUCAUGCAUUUCUCUUUUUAACGAGAAGUAAUGCACGACAUGAUGGACACGGUCCGGAAUUCAAAAAAAAUAUGUAUAGGAUAAAUAAAGCAACCGGGUUGUGUAUCACUAUAUAUCACAGCUUUCAUAAGGAAGUAAACUUUUACAGGAACCAUGUCUGGAGAUGUACAGGUGUGUGUAGAACGCAUGCUCCUCACUUUGGAUAUGUCAAAAGAUCAAUGAAUAGGCCACCCGGACCCAAAGAAAAGUGGUGGAGAAGACAUUCAUCUUACUGCCGUGGCAAUUUUGUCAAAAUUGAUCAAGUAGAAUCAUCAAAGAAUGUUGAAUUAGUAGAUUUUAAUUCCACAGAAAAGCAUUCAAAUGCACUUGGAAAAGCGUUAGACUCUAUAAGCGUAAAGAAUAAGAAGACAAGGGCGAAAGAUAACUUUGAAAAAAGGGUAGAUAACGUAGAAGAAGAAAUAAUGAACGAUGCAAUAGUCAUCUUAGAUUCGAAAGAACACACAUUUGAAAAACAAAAGGAAGUUGAUGAAAUGGACAUAAUCAAUUUAAUUAAAAACUUGUUCAGUGACAACAAAAAUAAAGUAUGGUCCUUCCCAGACAUUUCUGUUGAUUACCAGAAGGCGUUUAAAAGUGAAAAUUAUUUUGAAAUAGACUGA
Molecule: messenger RNA, 1386 nt
Organism: Plasmodium gonderi
Lineage: Eukaryota; Apicomplexa; Aconoidasida; Haemosporida; Plasmodiidae
Exons: 8
Coding region: 1-1386 (461 amino acids)
Biological process (GO): DNA damage response
Cellular component (GO): nucleus
Molecular function (GO): polyubiquitin modification-dependent protein binding; metalloendopeptidase activity; single-stranded DNA binding
Source: RefSeq, a predicted model, not a curated record